AUGCAUGCUAGGUGGGUAGCUUAUAUACAGCGCUUCCAUUUCACAUUGAAGCAUAAGUCUGGCAUCACUAAUAAGGUGGCUGAUGCACACAACAAGCGAGCAUCUUUGUUGACCACCCUAUGUAUUGAAGUUGUAGGGUUUGAUUGGCUCAAGGAGUUGUAUGAGAAUGAUAAGGAUUUUGGUGAUAUUUGGGGUAAUCAAUUAUGCAUCCCUAAAAGUUUAUUGAGGGAGCAGAUUAUUAAGGAGCUACAUGGUGGAGAUUUAGGUGGACAUAUGGGCGGAGAUAAGGCUAUAGCACUAGUAAAGGAGAGGUUUAUUGGCCACAAAUCAAGAGGGAUGUUGGCAAUCAUGUACUCAAAGAUAUCCCAUUUCAUAGCAUGCAAGAAAGCUUCAGAUGCUACUCGAGUGGCCAAUCUGUUCUUUGAAGAAAUUAUGCGUUUGCAUGGAGUGCCAAAGUCCAUUACCUCUGAUUGGGAUAACAAGUUCAUUAGUCACUUUUGGCGAACUUUAUGGAAGCAUUUUUACACUUCCUUGAAUUACAAUAGCACUAGUCAUCCUCAGACUGAUGGUCAGACAGAAGUGGUUAAUCGCACUUUGGGGAAUUUGAUCCAGUGUAUCUCAAGCAAGAAGCCCAAGUAG
Quercus robur (English oak) is the source of this 639-nucleotide messenger RNA. RefSeq lists its product as uncharacterized. The record is from RefSeq and is a predicted model, not a curated record. The transcript is spliced from 3 exons. NCBI's taxonomy places the organism in Eukaryota, Viridiplantae, Streptophyta, Magnoliopsida, Fagales, Fagaceae. Gene Ontology annotation, molecular function: nucleic acid binding. The coding region runs from base 1 to 639 and encodes 212 amino acids. Gene Ontology annotation, biological process: DNA integration.